Balaenoptera musculus (blue whale) is the source of this 3371-nucleotide messenger RNA. It is a transcript of the gene RCE1, whose product is annotated as Ras converting CAAX endopeptidase 1. Gene Ontology annotation, molecular function: metalloendopeptidase activity. The record is from RefSeq and is a predicted model, not a curated record. The transcript has 8 exons. The coding region runs from base 123 to 1094 and encodes 323 amino acids. Lineage: Eukaryota; Metazoa; Chordata; Mammalia; Artiodactyla; Balaenopteridae. Gene Ontology annotation, biological process: CAAX-box protein processing. Gene Ontology annotation, cellular component: endoplasmic reticulum membrane.
GGGAGGAGUCGGGGGCGGGGCUGGAGCCCGCGCCGGCGGAUGACGUCACCCACGCUUCCGGCCGGAGCGGGCCUGGCAGCGGCGGGACCGCGUCACUGGGGCGCGCCGCGGGUCCGGGCGCGAUGGCGGCGCUGGGCGGGGAUGGGCUUCGCCUGCUGUCGGUGUCGCGGCCGGAGCGGCAGCCCGAGUCGGCGGCUCUGGGCGGUCCAGGCCCCGGUUUGUGCUGCUGGGUGUCCGUGUUCUCUUGUCUCAGCCUCGCCUGCUCCUAUGUGGGCAGCCUCUACGUCUGGAAGAGCGAGCUGCCCAGGGACCAUCCUGCCGUCAUCAAGCGGCGCUUCACCAGUGUCCUGGUAGUGUCAAGUCUCUCGCCCCUCUGCGUGCUACUCUGGAGGGAACUUACAGGCAUCCAGCCAGGCACAUCCCUGCUCACCCUGAUGGGAUUCAGGCUGGAGGGCAUUUUUCCAGCAGCGCUGCUGCCCCUGCUGCUGACCAUGAUCCUUUUCCUGGGCCCACUGAUGCAGCUCUCUAUGGAUUGCUCCUGUGACCUGGCAGAUGGGUUGAAGGUUGUCCUAGCCCCUCGCUCCUGGGCCCGCUGCCUCACGGACAUGCGCUGGCUGCGGAACCAAGUGAUCGCCCCCCUGACAGAGGAGCUGGUGUUCCGGGCCUGCAUGCUGCCCAUGUUAGCACCGUGCACAGGCCUGGGCCCUGCUGUGUUCACCUGCCCACUCUUCUUUGGAGUUGCCCAUUUUCACCACAUUUUUGAGCAGCUUCGUUUCCGCCAGAGCAGUGUGGGGAGCAUCUUCUUGUCUGCAGUGCUGGGGCAGGAAGGGCAUGCAGGUGUGGUCACUCGAGGCCUCCCCGUCUCCAGCGUUCCAGUUCUCCUACACAGCUGUCUUCGGUGCCUACACUGCUUUCCUCUUCAUUCGCACAGGACACCUGAUUGGGCCGGUUCUCUGCCACUCCUUCUGCAAUUACAUGGGCUUUCCUGCCGUAUGUGCAGCCCUGGAGCAUCCGCAGAGGUGGCCCCUGCUGGCAGGCUAUGCCCUGGGUGUGGGACUCUUCCUGCUUCUGCUCCAGCCCCUCACGGACCCUAAGCUCUACGGCAGCCUUCCCCUUUGUGUGCUUUUGGAGCGGGCAGGGGACUCAGAGGCUCCCUUGUGCUCCUGACCCACGCUCCUGUACACACUCCUAUGAACUCUCAUGGGCUUCCCAGCCCCUCCCCAUCAAGGGGUACUGCAGGGGAGGAGCUGGCUGGGGUCCCCGAGAACUCAGGAAUUUUUGUAGGGGAUUGAAGCCAGAGCUAGUUGAAUCCCAGGGACCAAGAGAAAGGAGUAGAUAUCCAAAGGAUGUGGCCCCUCUUGAAAGGGGGUUGAGGAGCAGCCGGGAGUGAGGGGACAAGGGGCAGGUCCCAGGAGCCGUGCACUCCCUUCCUCACUUUGGACUGUUGCUUCUCUGAGCUGCUCUGUCCCCCCUGCCUCUGAAAAGCUGCUCGGGGGUGGAAUUUACAAAAACCCUCCCCCCACCUUCCCAGGGUUUUCUCAUUGUCUUUUUGCAUCAGGACUUUGUAUUGGGAUAUUAAAGAGAUUUAACUUGGGUAACAUGGCCUUGGACCUUUGGGAAUUAGUCUCUUUGGGGUUUUGGGAAUAUGCCCCCCACCUGGUCCUGGCUACCUUGAACACUAACCUCUAGGCAGGUAAGCCUGGUAGGCAUAGUUCCCUGAAGUACCAGACAGGAUAGGAGCCCGUGGUUGCCCUGGGUCUGCAGCUUUCUCCUUCCUGAGCAAGGCCCCAAGUCCUAGCACAGGUGGGCCUGGGACUAGGUACCAGGUGUGGGCCCAGCUCAUUCUGGGGCCUGUGCCUAUCUACCAGGAUCAGAGUAGAACCCAGGGCCUUGACCCCAGUGACGGAGCCUCCAGCCUCUGAGAGGGUGGGGGAGUCCACUGUGGGCCUUCCACCAGGACCUCCCCGAAGUCUACCAGCUUCACAUUACACAAGAGGAAAUAAGUCGAAACUGGAAGCUCAGUCACCUGGGAGGCUUUUUUGGCUCUCUCCACUUCAGACCUCUGCCACCGUGCCAGUUGUUUGGUCCCUGGAGGAACCCAGAACAAAGGUCCAGCGAGCAUAAGCAACCCUGCCAAGCAACACUAACUCAGGGUUCUUUCUAGAACUUGGUAGUAUUUUACCUGCUCUUCCUCGUGUUUUUGGAAUGGUUCUUAUAGUCUCAUUCCGCUGCCCCUAGGACACCCCCCCCCGCUUUUUUUUUUAAACAUUCUUAAUGUUAUCCCUUUAGGUCCCAUUCCAGACUCAAGGAGGUUGUCCCAAGUCCCCUCCCCUGAGGCUGGUGGUCAAAGGAAAGGAAACCGAUGUGCAGUCACUCCCCACAGCUCCCCCAGGUUGGCUGUGACUAAAGUGUAUCUGGAUCUAAAAGGGCAUUGUGACAGUCACAUACCUACCUCGCUGGAGAGCUUUCCUCUCCCCCAGCCUGUGUAGCAGCUGUCAGGGAAGCCAAGGAAUUGAGCACAGGCUGGUUUUAGAGGGUACAUUUGGGAUCUGGGAGUCCAGAGAGGAGGUGGCCCAGGACCAUACCAAAGGUUAGGUGUAGUACGCUGAGAGCACUAGGCUGGCAGGGUGCUGGGAUGUACUUCCUGCCUGGUCCCCUGAGGGUCAGGGGGUCUGGGCUCUGUCCCUCCUCUGCCUUAUGCUCCUGCUCAGGAACUGCCCAGGGCCCCCCCUGCCUUUCUCUUUACUCACCAUCCUUACCUCCCCUGUGCAGUGGGCAGCAGUGCAGUGACACGGGCAGGGUUGCUGUCCCACCCCACAGGUGAGGGAACUGCAGGGCAGAAUUAGGAUUCUCCCGAGGGCUGUUUGAGGGGCAGGGGGUCGGGCAGGAUUAGAUCCUGGGACUCAGUCCAGUGCUCCUAACCUCCCACCAAAAUCCACACCCAGAGGUUCCCACACCCAAGGGUCUCAUCUGCCUCUAGAAAGUGGUGUCUGUUUGCAUCUAGUUCUGAAUAGGGUGGUGGGUUGGUCCCAGCUUAGAAAAUAAAGCAGUGUAGUUGAGAAGCAAGUUCACCAGCAGCCUGGGUUUGAACUCUCUCUGCCUCUUAACUAGCUGUCGGGUCCUGGACAAGUUAUUUAACCUGCCUAUGACUCCAUUUCUGUGUCUAUAAAAUGGGUGAAAGUGUUAAUAGGUGUUGAGUUAAUAGGUGUUAAGUGCUUGGAACAACCCCUUCCCCAGCCCAAGCUCUCAGUGACAACUAGCUAAUCCUGUUUGGGGUGUGUAUACAAUAGGCACUUAGUAGUGACUUAAAACCAGGGCCACUGUUGUCAUCCUCACUACCCUCCUAGGAGGAAGAUACACUUGACCGACCC